AUGGCGAAUGAUGUGAAGGUAUGUGAUGAACAUGCCUGUAACAAAUAUGAUAUUAUCUGUCGAUUAUUUAAUUAUUUUCUAUAUGUUACAAAAGUUUCAGCUAUUUAUUUUCCAUGUUUAGCUGCUUUUGAUCAAUAUGCAAGUACAAAUCGUAAUGCACUCUUUCGAAAUCGUUGGCAUAAUAUGAAAGUAGUUCGAUUUGCUAUUUGUGGAUCAAUUCUUUUCUGGUCAAUCUUAUAUCUACCAGUUCUAAUUGUUGGUAAUACAAAUAAUGGUUGUGCUAUCACAAAUUAUAAUGUAAGAAUAAUGCUUAAUUAUAUCACAGUACCAUUAUUUUUCUUUGUUGUCCCAAUAUUUUUGAUUAUAUUUAGUCUUCGAGGUAUUGUACGAAAUCUUCGUGGUCUAAUGCAUAAUAAUCAACAAGAUCGAUUUGAAAAACACAUUCGUCGAAUGUUAAUUGCUCAAUUAGUUGUUCUUGCUGUUUCUGGAUUUCCUUUUGCAUUAGAUUCAGCUUAUCUUGAAGCAGCAGCUACAUUACCAAAAAGAACGCUUGGUUAUAAUAGAAUUAUGCCUGUUUCAACGACUGGUGGCAUUCAAAUUGUAGUACCAAAACUUCAUUCUACUAAACCAGCUUAA
Messenger RNA from Adineta ricciae, 636 nucleotides. The record is from the annotation of a GenBank genome assembly. NCBI's taxonomy places the organism in Eukaryota, Metazoa, Rotifera, Eurotatoria, Adinetida, Adinetidae.